Molecule: messenger RNA, 9823 nt
Organism: Bombyx mori (domestic silkworm)
Lineage: Eukaryota; Metazoa; Arthropoda; Insecta; Lepidoptera; Bombycidae
Product: TBC1 domain family member 14
Exons: 7
Coding region: 2794-4827 (677 amino acids)
Source: RefSeq, a predicted model, not a curated record
AAAAAAAUUAUUUUUUAAAUAAUACCUGUUGUUAUUUUAAAUCGUCAUGGUCUAAUGCAUAAGACUCCCGGUGUAUUCGUGUCGAGCGAUACGUCUGGAUCAGUUCGAAUCCCGCAGGCAUGUACCAAUUUUUCUUAUGAUUUACGUACUUAACAAAUUUUCACAAUUGACUUCCACGGUGAAGAAAUAACAAUGUAAUAAAAAACAAACUCGCAAAAAUUUUAGUUUGUGUAAUUACUGGUGGUAGGGCGUCUUGUGGCUCGCACGGGUAGGUACCACUAUUGCCUACUUCUGCCAUAAAGCAGUAAUACGUUUGAAGGGACGGGCAACCAUUGUACUGUUAGACUUAGGACUCAUGUCUCAACAUGGGUGGCGGCCUUAACGUGGUUGGUGUCUACAGGCUCCGGACCACUUAACACCAAGUAGGCUGUCUUGCUCGUCUAGCAAUAUUAUUUUCUUUUUCUUUAAAGUUUAAUGAAAACUCUAAGAUGAAAUUGUAUGAAAAUAAUUAAAAUUAGAGCGAUAAACUAGAAGAGCGGAAGGUUUGAUGAAAGCAAAUUAAUUAUAAAAUUGUAUCAGUUAUUGUUUUCUGACAGAUUCUAUUAUAAGUAUUAAUAUAAAUACUACAAGAACCCAACAUAUCAUAAUGUCGUCUAUCUAAGACUAUCUAUAAUUUUAUCGGUGCUGCGAAUGCUACAACCGUAGAUAAUACAUAAACUAGUUAGCUACAGUAGGCAAAGGGGAUGGCCCAUUUUAGGCCCAAAGCGGACAAUAGAUUAUAGAAAAAAUAUUUAGUGCAUUAAUUUUGUCAUAAAUAAAUAUGCAUUUACUUUCUUGCAAAUAAGCGCCACGACAGUUUACAAUAAGUAGUUUAAAAAAAGUAACUCUAUUGAGAAAACAAGGAAUUUUAUUUUUGCGGGAAAAAUAUUGCCAGCUUCAAAACCUUUUACGUAUGAAGUAAAUAUUUUGAGUAUAUAAAUAAAACAUAUAAAUAAAUCAUUUUAAGUAUUAUCAUUAAUCAAUCGAUUUUAAUGGAUUUUAUGCACAUAAAAUAACAUCGAAGACAUACCCAUUGGACUUUAUCUUGUCUAUUCUUGAGACCUUAGAACUUAUAUCUCAAGGUGGGUGGCGCAUUUACGUUGUAGAUGUAUGUGGGCUCGAGUAACCACUUAGCAACACCAGGGUGGCUGUGAGCUCGUCCACCCAUCUAAGCAAUAAAAAAAACUUUACUAGUAUUGUUAUUUAAAUAUGUACAACUAAAACAAAAACAUAAAAAAUAAUGUGUACUCGUAAAAAAAAGACUAAGAUAUAAAUCAAUUAUCGGUUAUUUAAAAAAAUAAUCGAUAUAUGAAUUUCAUGUAAUUAUUUUUCUUUAUACUGACAACACCGAAUUUAAUCUGACUGACUGACACUUCAAGUGUAUAAUCUAUGGACACUUCGCUUGCUGCUUGUGGUGUUGUGCUUGCGUACAAAAUGGAUGUGUUUUGAUUUUUCUUCGAUUUAUUUUACUUUUAUCAAUAACGUUUCAUACUACGACUAAAAAACAUUGUGUGAAUUGUGGUUUUACCCUGACCGAGAUUUAAAACCGUGUAUAUGCUCUCCUUUGCUAUUUUUAGAUGAUACUAAUUGUGUAUGAAGAUGAAGAAAAUAUAGAUAUUUAAAGAAUUAAGUGUGUUUUUAUACCCUAUUGGAUAAAAAUACAUUAGGAACAUCUUAAACAUUAAGAAAAGAAAAGUUGUUGAAGUAUCUCACAAUCCGACACUUAUUUAUAUAGAAAAUUAACCUCAAAAGGAGUUUUUAUUUUUAUUAUAUUUUUUAUAAUAGUGGCGUCAAUUUCAAUAUAUUUUUUAGAUAUCCAAUACAUUUAAGAAUUCGAAUCAGUACAUUUUUAUAGUAAUAUUUGAUGUCCAUCUUGGGCCUAGCACACUAUGGAGAGUGGGCAAUCCCCUUUAAGGAUACCACAAUACAUACAUACAUUUUCGAACGCAAGAUUUAUUGUUGCCAAUUUGUUUUAGUUUCAUUUUCCAGUUUUUCCAGUGACGACAGAGUCGCAACAAAGUAAAUAUGUUUCGCACGUACAUUCAGUAUAUUUGGAUUCAAUUGAUUAAAGUAUAGAAUAGGACAUUUAAACAUAAAGUUAAUUUAUAUAAAUAUUUAAUAUCUACCACACCACUAAAAUAACAACUAUUAUAUAAUAGUAUACUUAUUAUUAAAUCAACUACUACCAUUAUGGUCACUCUAAUACUUAUCUACAUAUAAAAUACAUAAACUUAAUAAACCUACAUAUAUUUUCAGUUAGCAUUUAAUGUGGUAAAAUAAAUUCCGAUUUAUUAAAACUAGAGCCGGCAACCCUGAACUCAUGUGUACUGUCAAAAUAUCAAACUUGUCAAAGUUAAUGUACAGUGAAAAGUAAAAGGUGAUGGGUGUGUUUUGUGUUGCUUUCUUUUAGUUUUUUUUAAUUUAGUCAAGAAUUUAAAAUUUAAAAUGUUUAUCAAUAAGACACCCUUUUGUACCAUGUUUUAAUAAUUUUACUUCUCCUCCCUUUAAACUUCGUUAAUUCACUGCGUCAAUUGAAAUCAUUGUUCGUAUUUGUCUUUGGUAAUUUCGUAACAAACAUAAACAAAUUUUAAUGAAAUUAUUAAUUCAGUGUUAUGUUACUAUCAUAAAUUUUAACUCCAAGUAAAUCUUCGUAACCCAUCAUUAUAUUAACUAAAACCAACAAAGAUGUGUGCGAUUCCAAACAUGAAAUAUGGAUUUAUUUUCUGAACUGAGAUUUGGUAACUGGAAGUCGCGAUGUCGACUCCGGGCCCGAAGGUCGGGAUGCGUCUUAGUGAAGCACUCGACAACAUGCAGCUCGCUUACAAUCCAAUAACGAAACAACUGCAUUUCGUUUCAAAAAAAAAACCAAUUGAAAACCUCGACACUGUUGACGACAUUGAUAAAUUAUCAAAAAAGAGCAGUUUCAGUGAUGAAGGUAAUUUCUCGAUAUCUACCUGUGAGAAAAGCGAUACAAGUGAUUCCCCAAAAAGUACAUUGCAAUGGGGUGGGAGUGUAAAUGGACAUCAUCGAGGAAAGGAUGGUGGUUCAUUCUCUAGUACAGUGUCCAGUUUGUCGGAGUGCUCCCUUGGAUCCUCAGCGUCGAAAGAAGAUGAUUCAGUUGACGUCAAUGUCGACCAUGAGCAAGCCAAGCUAAAGAAGAAGGGGCUUUCUGGAUUUUUCAGCAGAGGAGUGUUUCCGUGGAAGAGCAACAGUUCAUCUAAAAGCCACGACUCCUCGUCCUCUGGUGUAUCCUGGAAGCUAUUCGGAAGCAAGUCCAGUGGCAAUGUCAGUUCUAAAACAUUGACCACCGAAAACCCGAAAUCGUUGACGCCUGUAUCUUCAGCUUCGAAUACUCCUCAUCAUCACAAGAGGCAGGGCAGUUCAGCCAGCGAGAAACAGUUUGAAGAUUUAGUCGCUAGCUCCAUAGCCUUGAUUCAGCACGAUAGACCAUCAAAUCUACCAGCGAAAUGUACGGAAGAGGCGAUGAGGCACAAGGCGGAGCACGCUCGCAUGGUCGAAGCGGCUCGGAGACGCGUGGAACGUGAGGCGGCGGCGAGGCAUGCGAGGCUCCAGGAGUCGCUGCGGCUGGAGGAGCGCCUCGCCAGACACGCGAAGGAGUGGAUCCAGAACAUAUUACCCGAUUGGACUAACAUGAGAAACGCAAAGAGAACUCACGAACUCUGGUGGAGCGGUCUGCCGCCAUCGAUACGCGGCAAAGUCUGGCAGCUCGCUAUCGAGAACAAACUGAACGUCACCUCGGAGACGUACCAGGAGUGCGUCGCUAAAGCCAAACAGAGGCUGCACGAGUCGCAAAUGAGGAGGAAACGGUUAAAAGUCAACAAACGUGAAUGUUGCUGUAACAAAGAGCAGGACAAGAACUACGAGGCAAUAGAUAAGAUGAAGAGCGACGAUCAACAUCGGAAAUUCGACGAGAUGCUGUCGAAGACGGACGCGAAGAUCGAUAAACUGAAGACGGAUGACGAGAAACAUCGACUUGGCAUCCCGAGGAACUUCAGCGAGCAGAAUUUGAAAUCGCACGUUCCCGAUGCCGAGCCGAAGAAGUGCUGCUCGAAAUCGGACCCUAAUCUCUUGGACUACAACGACGAAUGUUCAAUGGAGUUGAUCCAGCUCGACAUAGCGCGGACGUUUCCCCACCUGUGCAUAUUCCAGCCCGGGGGCCCGUACUUCGACGUGCUGCACGAGCUGCUGGCCGCCUACGUGUGCUAUAGACCCGAUAUCGGCUACGUGCAAGGCAUGUCGUUCAUCGCGGCCGUUCUGAUCCUGAACAUGGAAGCGCCCCAGGCGUUCGUGUGUUUCGCGAACUUGCUGCACGGCGGCGUGCUGCGGGCCGCCUUCACCAGGGACGGAGCUACCAUGCAGCGCCUAUGGAAGGCCUACACGACGCUGCUGCGGCACAAUCUGCCGGGGCUCGCGGACGCGGUGGCGCCCGAGCUGUACCUGGUGGAGUGGCUGUACACGGCCUUCGCCAAGGCGAUGCCGCUGGACGCCGCCUGCCGGGUUUGGGACGUCUUCCUGAGGGACGGAGACGAAUUCCUCUUCAACACUGCUCUAGGCAUUCUUCAUUUGUACCAAGACGAGCUGAAGAACAUGGACUUUAUAUCGGCGGCGCAGUUCCUCACCAAGCUACCCGAGGACCUGGACCCCGAGGCGCUGUUCAAGAGCAUAUCGUCGGUGUCGAUGACCCUGGAUGGCAUGAGCUUCGAGGAGCUGGUCUCGUGCUGCGAGGUGGACUCGAGCCUGGACGAUGACGUCACGGUCAAGUUAUGAUAUCCGAGGAAGUGGAGUGAGUACGGCUUCCGGCACAUCGUGGACGCCCUGUCGUUCCGGGUCGGCCUGUGUAGUCCCGCGGACAAGUAAGUCUGAAUAGAUAACCCAAUCUCGUCCCACCCCCAACGGCAUAAAGUCGGAUUUACGUUACUUCAUAGUUUUCUUUCAACCAUUUACAACUAUUAAUCGAAAUUCGACCAUAAUCACAGACACCUCAAAGUUCAUAUUCAUUUAAUGUAUGUAUAACAAACACGUUAUAAUAACGUUAAGGCUCUAUUCGAAAUGUUGUAAUGUACAUCCGAGUUCACGCCAUUGUAUGUCUCUUCCUCAUAUAAUAAUUCGCCAUUGAAAUUCAAAAUUUAGAUAGGACUCGAAUUAAUAAAUUGUAUUCAUGUUUUUUAGUAAUAUUGUCGAUUGUCUUGCGUGUAAUAAAAUACUAUAGUUUGGCGGCCAUUUUGUGAUUCGUGCGUAAAUCAAAAUGGCGGCCAGACAGUACGAUCUUGAAUUUUGACGUGUUGUAAAUAAUAUUAUAGAUAUAUAAUUAUAAUAAAAUAAAAAUUUAACUAAGACUUUCACGUUCCGAAUUUAUUUAGAUUUGAAUUACAAAAACUAUUAAUGUAAAUAUUUAUUAUUUGAUAAGAGAAUCACUGUUAAAAUUUCACAUGUCUAGUAAGUGGGUACAUAUCAUACAUUUAUUUAUAUUGUUAUUGAGUUAACAAAUACAUUUAGAUGCAGAAAGGUGUUUCGAAAAUCAAAACUCAGUAAAAAAGUUGCCAUAUUGAAUAAAUAAUUUGUUCAACUUAAAGGCAUAAUCGCGAUGCGCCCCUUUUAGUUUAUUGUAAAAACAAUAUCGUUGUAUAAUAGAAGUAAUUUAAUUCAUUAAAUAUUCUAGUAUCAACAGUUUUUUGUUCUUAUGACUAAUAAAAUUAUCAUCAAUAAUAAAUAUUUAUUUACUGUUUAUUAAACUACACAAUUUAUUGUUUUUCUUUUGUGCGAUCCUUUUAUGAAUAGCUAUAUAAAAAUUUAAGAUAUAAAAUUAUAAUGAAACACAUUAAUUAUUUAAAAGAUAUUGAAUAUGGCAGUAUCCUAUAAAAAAAAUUAUGUCGUAAAAGAGUUUUUUUAGAAUCGUAUUAAGCGGAUGGAUCUUAAAAUGAAUCUAUUCGACCGUGUACCUGUUUGUGUGUUAAUAUAAAGAUAUUAUAAGAUUAAUAAAUAAUAUAAAUAAUAAUUAUGUCAUCUUGUCUUUGUGGUAAUUAUUUAUCUAUUUUUUGUAUGUUACUUUAUUGUGUGAUGCAGAUGUUAUAAAACACUUACGGAUUAAUCUCUCUGUUGUUAUUUGACUUAUCGACGUGCCGACAAAUCGUGUUUUCGCAUUAAAAGUGUACAAUUUCCAAAAAUAUUCGAAAUUGAGUUAAUAUGCGGAAUCAUUUGGUAUCACCAGUAUUUUUCUCAUAAAUACUGUCAAAAGAGCGUAGUUUACUUUUAGUUUUUUUUUUAGUUUCCUAUGUUUUGACUACUAUUAACAAAAUUAAUACAUAAUUUUAUCUUACUUUAAAAGACAGAUACUGUAGCUGGUAAAAAAUAACAAAAAAAAUGUUGCAAAGAUGAUUAAUAUUAAAAAUAUCACAUGUUAAACCUUUAAAACAUUCUCCUGUAAAAUAAGUAAGUUUUGAUAUUAUACAGUUUUAAUGCGAGAAGACGAAAUGUCAGAUGUCAAAAUAAUAAGAUAGGCUUAAAAAAAAUUUUUUUCGUUCAGUAAAUUAUAUUACUUUACUACAGUUUUCGUGGAUACGGACGACCAUAAUGUAAUAUAAUGACAAUAAAAAACGCGAGAUUAAACCGUAAAAGUAGUUUUAACUCCAUUGAGUACAGUGUAGGUCACCGGUGUCCUACGCGGCGCUCUGAAGUCAGUAUGUCGAUUUCUGUUACUAAGGCGCCGAAAUAUCUAGUAGAGUCUGGGAUAUUUUUUUUUUUUUUAUUAUGCACAUAAUACACAUUACAAGCUAAAAAGAUACACAAAAAAUAACAACAAGUAAAAAAAAACAAAAACUGGCUUGUAACAUAAGCCAUGCGCGCACGACUAAAGAAGACAAAGUACUGAAUUUGUACACAAUGUUCCUUACAACUAUACGACAAAACAACACGAUAACUAAAACCAAUCUAACUUAUAAUGUAAGGAAAUAAUUUCACUCAAGAAUAUCCGAAGAUACUGAGAAUGAAUCUAUUUCUAAGAGACCUAAAAUAUUACAUUUCCUUAACAAUAACUUAACGGUAGGCAGCGGCUUUGGCAAUCCAAGCGCCUUAGUAACAAAAAUCAACAUAAUUACUUCAGUGCGCCGUGUAGGUCACCGGUGACCUAUACCUGGCAAUCAAAGGGUUAAUUGUGUGUACGAGUUGCGAAAUCCGAAGAACAAUAAGUGUGAACUAAUUAAGUAAUAUUAUGAAAAAUUAAUUGAAUGGCACUUUAUUAAUUAUAUAAAUUUUCAAUAGACCCAGAUUGAGAUAUUCUUAACAAAAUGUUUAUUGGGUUUUAUUAAAUGAUUUGCCAGCAACCGCCAGUACGGUUUGUCUUCGUUUUACGGAACCAUCAUAUAAAUAUAUACACAUAAAGUACAUAUUAAAGAUAUAUUAUAUUAUUAUGUAGUAAGUUAAUAUUUAAGGAAACCAACAACGAGUAGUAAACCGGCCUAAUAGAUAAUUUGUAUCAUUGAACUAUUUGUAAAUAUAUACAUAUAUAGUUCGCUAGAGAUAUAUUAUUAUAAAUAAUUAGAUAUAAUGCGGUAUAUUAUUAUGCGUUAAUAUAUUUUGUACUAUGUAAAAAAAAUAUGUGUGUACAUCAUUAUACGCUAUAUAAGGGACGCUACAUCAAAAUCUCCAGCAAAUAAAUAAAUUCUGAUAUUCAGUUAAUGAGGUUGGCUAAACACGCCAGUGUCUUUAAUAGUAUUUGAUUUGAUUCUAAAAAUAUAUAUAUAUUUUUUAAAUCGAGUACAGUACAUAGGCCUUAAGCGUAAUUCAAUCGUCAUGACUUCACCACAGACUCGGGCCGCGUUUCUAGAAGAUUCUAGAAGGUCCGGCCUGGCUCUUUUCGAACGAGAUGUACAACAUACAAAAUAUUACUAGAAUAUUACAAAUUGUAUUUUCAAGUCACUUAGUGUUUUGUGAAAGACAGUUAUUGUCUCGUUUCGUAUGUUCCCACAGAGCCAGAUACUCCUAGUAUUGAUCCUUCGAGUAUAAUUAUACUAUACUAGGUAUAUCUAUAUAGUAUACCUAUUAUUUAUAUUAGUAUUUAUACGUACGUAUCUGAGAUUCGUCAGUUCGUGUACUCAUUGAAUAAUAUAUUUAUUUACGCGACUGCUGAAAAAGGGUUAUUUUUUUUCGAGCGUAUGUAUGUAAGUAGUGUAAUUCGUUGGUACCAUAGAACGUGAACCUUUUGACGGAUUUCAACAUAUGAGUCGUCAUUUUUACGUCCUGACGGGUAGAUGAGCUCACGGGCUCAACCUGAGAGAAUUUGCUAACACGAACCCUAGCAAGAGUAGUGCUUCGCUGAAUCUACCAUCGGAUCGGAAACGCGACCCACUGAGAAGAUCCGGCGAGAAACUCCAAUGGGUUGUGUCUGUGGCUUAGUUCUAACGGCGAACUCUUCGUCACAAUCGACGAGUUUGACCAGUGUGCUUAGUGCGAGUUUUUUAACGUUCUCUAUAGCGUAAAAGUUAGCUCAUAUUUGUAUGGAAUGCGAUCGUUUGCGUACGUUUGCCGUUAGGGGCGCUGUUCCAACUGCAUACUAAAUUGGGUUAACUGUUACGCUAUCGAUAACGUUAAAAAACUCGCACCUAAGCACACAGGACGGUGACCAGACGUUUGCACUCGAAUCUUUUUAAAUAACAUAUAAAAUACAAAUAUUCGUUUUUUACGGCGAUAGUUCUUUAUCGAAGUAUUGUUUAAUUAAUUAAUCAUGAAAUAUUAAAUUUAUAUAAAUUUUAGUUAUUUUGAUACCGCCCAACGAGAUAAGUAUGUUUAUACGGAGGAAAAAUUUGCAGAAUUUUAAACAAAUUAGUUCUCAGCGCUAAAGGCAAUUGCAGAUAUCAAAGAUUGAAUUUUCAAAUAACAUGUUGGUCUAACACAUUAGAUUAUGUCAAUGCGACCAUUUUUAGCUUAAAAUUUCAUUAACGUAACUUUAAAACUCGAGAUCACAGAAAAAUACAAAAUUUUAUUUAUUUAUUAGAUCAUUUCUAGAUUUAAACUUUUAUUACGGAUGUUAAAUGAUAAAAUGUGUGACUUAAUGUUACGCCGAUUCUAUUUGGUGCGAAAAAGGGACAGAGAUACAUGUUUAUUUUCACGGUACUUUUUAUUCUAAAACUAUAUAAAAUAUAAACUAUAGCGUAUAGCGCCAUUUUGGUAUAGAAUUGAUAUUAAACGAAGAAUAUUUUGAAUAUUAUUUUUCCAUAAGUUAACCUUUAAUGACGGCUUCGAUAAUUAGGUCGUAUGUGAAAUAAGUUUGAGACUAUAUAAAUACAAGGGACUGUAUCAUCUAGCUCGAGAAAGAGAUAGCGCUAGCUCGCUCACAAAUACAACCGUUAAAUUAUAAUAAGCUAUGAGGAGGGACGAGCAAAGUAUUAUCGCUGUCUCGCUCAAGUUCUCGAUAGAUGUAAAUUAUCACCCCGAAUUCAAACGAGUGGCUUCAUAUUUUGUUAUUUUAUAAGGUAGGUAAACAAAUCAGAAAAGCAUGGAAAAUAAAUUUAAUUAAAUAAAUCAUUUGAAUCGUUCAAAGAAUAGUGAAAUUUAACUGCGACAUUUUAAAAUUUAAAUUCGUUUGAAGUACGUAAUAAUUAUAAAAACAAACGUGAUUCGGACUGAUAUUAUUAAUGUUAAAAUGCCAUUUAAAAUAAGUCUAGUUUUAGGUUAUUUGUAAAUAUAAAAAAUACAAUGUUUAAUUAAAACGAAAUCAUGCCCCAAUCAAUCAUUUUGUAACAUAAUAAAAAUAAAUAUUGCGAGAAAA